Molecule: messenger RNA, 7328 nt
Organism: Cheilinus undulatus (humphead wrasse)
Lineage: Eukaryota; Metazoa; Chordata; Actinopteri; Labriformes; Labridae
Gene: arhgap17a
Product: Rho GTPase activating protein 17a
Exons: 21
Coding region: 452-3109 (885 amino acids)
Biological process (GO): regulation of Rac protein signal transduction; regulation of actin cytoskeleton organization; signal transduction
Cellular component (GO): cytoplasm; intracellular anatomical structure; cytosol
Molecular function (GO): GTPase activator activity; protein binding
Source: RefSeq, a predicted model, not a curated record
UGCUGUUCACUCAGCUCUCAGCUCCACUCUGCUCUGGGAAAAAGCGGCCGACGGAUUAUCCAGCUCGGUAACGUUAGCUCACCGGCUAACGGUCAGGACAGCGACCGAGAGGAGCCAUGAAAAGCCGCCGGAACCAGUGAAAGUUACUCACAGCUUACUUUGGGACUUUAAUGUACGGAAAUAUACGAAAAAGGAGGUUCGCGGAUCAUGCCGUCGCCCCCAUCGGGAACUUUUCAGUAGGAUUUCCACUUGGGAAAGGCUAGCUCAGGGGCUAGCGAGGCUACAAACUAUUUUUAAUUGGCUUUGGGCUCAAUGGCUCUCGCUUGUUUUGCCCUGUCAUAGCGACAGCUUGGGAAACUGAAACGGGGAGAGGCCCCUGUGAACUUCAUGACAAACCAAAGCCCGGAUUUGAAGCUUAACUUCGGAAGGUUUGACUGGCAGAGGACCGAAAAUGAAGAAGCAGUUCAACCGGAUGAAACAGCUCGCCAAUCAAACAGUUGGCAGAGCAGAGAAGACGGAAGUCCUCAGCGAUGACCUCUUACAGAUUGAGCGGCGCAUGGAGUUGGUGCGUGUGGUUUCCCACAACACUCACAAGCGGAUGGUGUCAUGUCUACAAGGACACAUCGGUGCAGACGCAGAGAAGAGACAUUCUGUACCACGCCUCUAUACAGGAAAUGGUCAGAAAAAGCUUCCUCUCACUUCACUCUCCCAGGCGAUGGUGGAGGGUGGAAACCAGCUGGGAGAAGACUCUUUAAUAGGGAAGAUGAUGGAAGUGUGCGGGGAAGCAGAAAACCGUCUGGCUUCGGAGCUGAUGCAACAUGAGUUGCAGAUAGAGAAAGACGUUCUGGAUCCUCUCAGUCAGCUAGCAGAGGUGGACAUUCCCAAUAUCCUGAAGCAGAGGAAACAGCUGGCCAAACUGGUGCUGGACUAUGAUUCUGCCAGAGCAAGAUGGUUGCAGGCAACCAAGUCAAUAAUCUCAGGAACAAACACUCAAGCACUGACGGCGAAGGCUGACCUCCUCAAAGAGGAGAUGGACGAGGCCAUGAAUAAAGUGGAGCUCUGCAAGGAUCAGCUGGCUGCAGACAUGUACAGUUUUUUCUCCAAAGAAGGGGACUAUGCCCUCUACUUUGUAACACUCUUAGAAGCUCAAGCUGAUUACCACAGAAAAUCUCUUACUGUUCUGGAGAGCGUGUUGCCCACCAUCCAGGCUCAGCAAGACUCGUGGACAGAGAAGCCUGCGUUCGGCACUGGGCUGGAUGAACACCUGAAGAGGAGUAGUAGGGAGAUUGCCCUACCGAUAGAGGCCUGUGUCAUGAUGCUGCUGGAAACCGGCAUGAAAGAAGAGGGUCUAUUCAGAAUCGCAGCAGGAGCAUCAAAGCUAAAGAAGCUAAAAGCAGCACUGGACUGCUCCACGUCACAGCUGGAGGAGUUCUACUCUGAUCCCCACGCUGUCGCCGGAGCACUGAAGUCCUACCUGAGAGAGCUACCUGAACCUCUAAUGACCUACCAGCUUUAUGAUGAAUGGAUCCAGGCAUCCAGUGUGUCAGACCCAGACAAGAGGCUGCAGGCACUCUGGGUUGUUUGUGAUAAGCUACCAAAGAACAACAAAACCAACCUGAGGUAUCUGGUCAAGUUUUUAGCCAAACUGGCUCAGGACAGCGAGAUAAACAAAAUGACUCCUAGCAACAUCGCCAUCGUCCUGGGACCAAACCUGCUGUGGGCAAAGACGGAGGGGAGUCUGGCAGAGAUGGCGGCAGCGACCUCCGUGCACGUGGUGGCCAUCGUGGAGCCAAUCAUCCAGCACGCUGACUGGUUCUUUCCUGAGGAUGUGGAGUUCAACGUGUCAGGCAUGUUUGCAAUGCCAACGCCUUCGUCCAACCACAACAACCACCUUGAUUACGACAGCAGCACCAUUGAGAGGAAGAGGCCUGGCAGUAUGGUGGGACCAGAGAAUGAUGUGGCUCGUAAAGACAACACCCCUAACAAGCACUCGGACCACACCCUCCGUAGAGGCAGUAACACCUUAGGUAGAAAGCAGCACACCUCACCUGCCUUCCAGCCUCCUUUACCCCCAGUGGAGGCUCCAGGGCAGGUUCAGGGGCACGGCGCUGGGCCUGGGCAGGUAUCCCAGCCCUCUGCCGAGCCCCAGCCCCAGCCACAAGCUCAACCGGGGGGUUCGGGGCCUGACGCCUCCCAGCAGAGCUUGGCGCAGAGUCUGGCUGCUCUCGCUGCAGCUCAGCAGCUCCUCGCGCAGCACACGGAGGAGCUCAGUAACCCAAAGCUUCGCGACCCCACCUCCUCCUCCACCCCUCUCCUCCAGAGGAACGGCUCUGUGGCAGGAGGCCAGUCUGCAGGUCAGCUGGGCACAGGAAACCCCGGUGCUGGAUCCAUGGGGCCCAGUCCGCAUCUGAUGCGCAGAGGUACCAAGAAGCAGGCUCCAGCCCCCCCUAAACCCACAAACCCUCCACCCAGCCAGCCCUGUAACUCAGCGAACCACACCACUUCAUCACAGUCCCUAAGCCCCACCCAGAGACCCCUAUCCAGCCACCCACCUGCCUCACCCACCUCUCCCACCUCCCAGCCGUGUGCCACACCCAGACGCCACUCCAGCAACCAGCCACCCAUCCAGGCACCGAACCAUCCACCUCCUGAACCUCCAACUCAGGCCAGCCCUCCAACACAGCCUUCAUCCCCUGGAAAGCCAGAAGGAGACCAACGGAGCGCCGACCCCUCACCGCCAGGCACCCCGACUCCUCCAGACACACCGCCACCCUCCAGCGCAACCCAGGAUGCUGUCGCUCCUCCGUCCCCGUCUCCCUACCAGACUGGCUCGCUUCCUCGUCCGCGACCUGUCCCCAAACCUCGGAACAGACCCAGCAUCCCUCCUCCACCUCAGCCCACCGCCAUGCCCAGUGACACCAACGGGAUCUGUGCUGCCGCCUACAAGAUGAUGGACCCGGCGAUGUCUUUCAAAGGGCUGAGUCGAGUUUACGUCCCUGAGCUCGCUGUAGAUCAGCAGCCGGCGACGGCUAACUCCUCCUCCUCUUCAUCCUCAUCUCUGCCUCCUCCCAAAGACUUAGACCUGGACUCUGAGAGCACCGUCCUAUAAGGAGGGGAGACACUCUGGUCCUGUCUAGUCCCUACCCUUGUGGAUCUCCUGCCAUCAUACUCAAACAGCCUUGGCCCUGCCCGAAACCCCUCUGCUGACUUGUUCUCCCACUCUGGCUCGUUUGUGGGCUUUUUAACAAGGCUUCUGGCACCGAUCGUGGACGUCCACACCUCUUUGACAACACUGGCUAUAGAAGAAGAUGUGCUAGUGAGGCUGUCAGACACUUUUCUUUAUCACAAAUCCAAAAAUUAUUUAAAUUCUCAGCAUUUUAACUGAGAGAAGACCUUUGCAAUUUGCAUUCUAGCUAAGCAUGAGGCAUUUACUUGCAAAUUGCUAGUACACACAAAAAAACAUUAAAUUCAGCUGAUUUAAGGCUUAAAAUAAGAAACUCCUGCUGUUGAUGCCCUGAAACCAAACAUCAGUGGAAAUUAUUAUCAUUUUCCCUCCUUUCUCUCUUUGCUGUUUACGUAUUUUCUGUGGCUUUAAUAAAAAGUUAAAAUGCCAUAUUUUAAUAUAUUUUUAAUGGUGUAAAAUGAGGCAAAGAUAGAUCAUUUCAAAAAUGUUUCGACCUUUAAUGCAACUCUUAACAAAUUAGAUUCCUUAGAAAAAACUCAUUAUUUUUAUUGGAUGAAUUGGUAAAAAUCCACAAUAACAAAAGCCUGGUAGCAUAAAUUUGCACAUCACUUCAACUUGAUAAAGCACUUUCUGAUUUUAUUACAGCCGAGUAAGCCAACUCAAUUUGGCAAAUUUGGCCAGUCUUCCUUGCAAAAGCCCUCAAAAUCUGUCAGAUUAUGAGGGCAUUUCCUGUGCACAGACCUCUUCAGGUCAAACCAAAUAUUUUCAGUGCUACAAGAUGAAAAUUUUCCCUUUUUAGCUUUCAAGUACAUAAAUAAAUAAAUCACAGUGCUGCCCCCCACCAUGCUUACAGAUAUGGUGUUCUUUCGGGGAUGUGCAGUGUUGCUUUAGUGUCAAACAUUUCUUUUGAAAUAAUGGCCAGAAAGUUCAACUUUCGACUCAUUUACCCACAGUGCUUUUUGGAGACAUGAUGUGUGUUUUUUCCAGAUUUAGCCUGGGCGGGGAUGUUUUUCCUCGCUUCUAUCUUCAUAGCCAGACAUAUGAAGAAUAUGAGAAAAGAACAUUGUACUCACAGUGAAGCAUGGCAGUGGCAGCAUCAUGCUGUUGGGGCUAAUUUACCUCAGCUGGAACCUGAUUUUUAGUUAAGGUGAUGAGAAUUAUGAACAUGUUCUAACACCUGUCAGUUUUGGCACAUAAAUUAUUGAAUUUUUGUAGCAUUAAUAAGGACUUGAACUAUAAAGUAGAAAUAAGGAUAUUACCAAUAAAAAAAAUCAUCCCCAUCCCAAAUUGCACCAUCUAUCAUACAUUUUUCCAUAAUGAACUUUAAUUAAUACCCAAAUUCUCCAAUGAAAAUUGUUGUCGGGAAAGAAUAUAUUUUUUUGUUUUGUGGCUCUUGCUAAACCACUUUUGUCAUUGUGGCUCCUGACUAAAGCAAGGUUGAGUACAACCUGACUUAGCUAAUAGACUCCUACCUAAAAAGACUAAAUCAAAAAGUGCCUUGAAUUAUUAGUCUAAGGGAGUUCAUAUUUAUGCAACCACUAUUUUACCUUUCAUUGAUUCCUCAUGAAAUAUUAGGUUGUUCUCUGUAGUUAAGUGUAUGUUUUAGGUAACAUUAAAGGUAAGAUAAAUGAAAUUAUAUAUAUCUUGGCAUCAGCUUUUACACCAUAAAAACAAUUUUGGAGUUACUGUAGCUACUAUAUGUGGCUUUUACUGGCAGCUUGGAGCAGCUAUUACUCACAGUUGAAACUCAUGUCAAAUAUUGAUAUUGAUUGGUUUUGUUACCACUAAUACCCAGAAAAUAGAGCUGAAAUUCAAUCUGUGCAUCGUAUCUUAAGUAAAACACCACAACUUAUAGCAUGUCAGCUUGCGCUUUUGCUUUGUGCGAUUGAAAUGUUCACUCUUUGUAGAUGUUUUAUUGAUGAGUAAAGAAAAUUAACUAAUAGAUUAAAGGUUUUUUAAAGCUUCUGUGAUUUAGUAGAUCCCCUUAUUGCAGCGGAGCGCAAGACCCUAAUCAUGAUUAGACACACAAUGUACAACAGUGUAUUAAGGACAUAAAAAGAGAUAAAAGAAGGAAGAGAAUCUGUUCAUUUAUGAACAAAAAAGGCCAAAAUUUGGGUGGAAAAAGUUGAAAUUAUAAGUCAUGUAUUUGCAAGAAAACAAACUCAGAAUUUUAGACUUAAAAAGUUGGAAAUUUACAAGACAAGACUUGAAAUUUCAGAUUCAAAAACAUCUCAAAUUUUGACAUUAGAAUCCCCAAAGCUCCAAUUUUUUAAAAUCAUAAACUUAAAAAAAAAAAAAAAAAGGAACCAAAAUUUAAACAGUGGUGUGAUUCUGGACUAUUAUUGGUUUGUGUUUAAGAUUUUUUUUCUGAGUAGUCAUAAUAAUGGAUAAUUAAUUAGUAUAUCUUUUGCCGAAAACAAGUGAAUGUAGGCCUAUUAUGCUGGGAUUUUGUCAAUGACAGAAAUUAAAACUGAUGUGUACUUUGUCAAGAGGUCCUGGGGGUGUGGCUUAGCUUUUCUUAGAUAUGAAGGGGGGAUGGGCCCUAGGGAAAAAGGUUGGGAACCACUGCCUCACUGGACCACUAUUAUUAUUAUUAUUUUUUUUUUUUUUUAACCAUCUUUGGUGUGUUAAAACUUCAGCUUUAAUUCCACAGUCUUCUUCAUUUUCAGUCCAGCUCUUUGUUUUGUUUUCACAACUUCCCACACUCUCUUUAUGACCUCCAUGAUGGCGCCAGAUGCCGCAAAAAGCCUCUUAUCUGCAUCACACACCUCCAUCUUUACACUGUGCUCCCUUCACAUGAAGCUCCAGACAAUCAGAGACAAACAGCAGAGGGAGCAGUCGACAGCGAUGAUGCAAAGCAAUAUAAAGCUUGGAGACUGACCCUACGUGGAGAAUGGGGAUUGAUUGGAGAUCUGAAUGCCAAAACAUGAAAAGAUGAGACUCCUUUGGAAGUUUGAGUGGCUGUUUCUGUUUGUUAAAUGUCCAAAAAGGUGGGAGAAGAACAAAUGACAUAAUAAGGGGUGUUACAUUACAUUAGGGAGGGGGAAACAUCAGCAGGUAGAUACAGAAACCAAAUCAGAUGCUUAAAGUGUAGCUGGUGACUGCAGGUUUCCAGUCGUCUCACACACUUGAUUCUUUUUUUGUAUGGUGACCCCCUCCUCUUUAAUUUUGCUCCUGUAUUUAUUUCCUGAUUUCAAACACACAUUCCCUGUGGCUUUGACAGAACUAAUGCAGUCUUUAAAUGUAAAUCAUGCCUUAUCGGUUCCUGCCAGAACCACGUAAUAAGCAUUAUAUAUUUACUGUAUGGAGGGUAUACGCGGCUCCUUGUACUACAGUAUUUCCAAGAUGUCUUGGCAAGUAAGUAUCAGGGACAUGAGAAGAGGGGAUGGAACCCUUGUGUGGUUCAGAAAUUGUGUAUUUAAAUGUGUUUUGGUUGAUUUUUGGUUUUUAAGCAGAAGUAGCAGCCUGAACAGUCAGUAUUUCUGCCUUUCUGUCGUUUCUCCAUCAAUGUUUCCAGGGUGUUUAGUGCAAAAAGGCUGCGUGCCAGUGAAUGUAGUGAAAGGACAAUUUUUACCAGCCUCUUUAGCCCGACAGAGACACGCAAAAACAGCUGAUGUUGCACUUGAGCGCAGGCCAACAAGCGAUUUUGAGGAGUCUGUCCCGCUGAGCUGAGAGCACACGGCGCUGUAAAGCCUCAGUAGUGAAGUGGUGUCGGACUUCUGCCAGGUCAAAGAAAAAAUGCUCUAAAAAAUGCUUUGUUGUAUCUUCCUGUGUAAACUUUGCUUUUCUUGCCUCGUGUUUGAUGCAGUUUUUGGUUCCCAGAGAACUGACCCAACAUGGUACCAGUGGAGAAAGUCUUGGAUGCUGCAGAUGCCCUGAAACUGAUUUGUUUUUCAGAGACAAUCCAGCAUUAUUAUCCCCUCCUUUCUCUCUUUGCUCCUGUACCUCGCUGCCUUAUCCCCCGUGUAUGAAGAGCUCGAUGUUAGAGGCUCUGUAAGACGAACAAAUGCCAUUAAACUAGAGAUGAUAAUGCUGCGUUUUUAAGCUCCAUAGUUUUGUAUGUAUGCUGUCUGGUGAGCUUAAGACAUGUUAUAUGAAUGCUUGGUUAUACCCCCUUUCCAAAGAAAAUAAAGUAUAUGAAGAA